GCAUUCACCGAACACCUUUAUCUGAGAACGUCGCUCAAGUGGUCGCUGUUUAACGAGAGUAGUCCAAGGUCCUCCUUUGCUUCUGUAACGAGUAGCUCGCCUUUCUUCUCAGGCUCAGCGUCCUGGUCAGGACUACUGCUGUAGAUUUGGGUAAUGGGGAGCGGGGAGUUGGGGCAGUUCCGAUCGUCUGACUAAACUACCGCGGAACUAAGGACAAAACCACAAUGCUGCAUCACCUGAUAUUUCUCACUGGCAUGUUGCUUGUAUGCCGAGAGAUACUUGCAAUUCCCAGGUGUUCAGUGGAAAGAAGCAUUGCAUACUAUGACAUGUGCAACCUCACUCAAGUUCCAUCUGUGCCUGAAGAUGUUGUAACAUUCUCCUUAAACUUCAAUUGCAUCACAGAAGUAAAUGUCAACUCUUUCCCAUUGUUGGAAAAAUUGCAGAACUUGUUCCUUGGAUCCCAGUCAGUUUCUCCUGUAACCAUAGGAAAAGAGGCUUUUAAAAACUUGCCAAACCUUCAGUUACUGGACUUAGGUGGCAAUUGGGAGAUUCAUCUGGACCCAGAUGCUUUUGUGGGCCUGUUGAACUUGAGUACACUUAGGCUGUAUUAUAAUAAAUUGACAGAGUCCAUUCUGGAAGGAUAUUACUUUCAAGAUUUGGUCUCUUUGGAAUAUCUGGAUCUUUCUCUCAAUGGCAUCACUCGACUUCAUCCUCACCCUUUAUUUUACAACAUGACAUCUUUGAAGAUUCUGGACUUUAAAUUAAACCAUAUUGAAACCAUAUGUGAAGGAGAUCUUGAUAGCUUUCAAGGAAAAGAUUUUACACUGUUAAAACUUGAUUCUAAUAGACUGUAUAGCCGAAAACCAGUAGACUGGCCAAUCUGUGGGAAUCCUUUCAAGAAUAUUAGCAUUGAAACAUUGGACAUCAGUAGCAAUGGCUGGGAUGUAGCUAUAACACAGCAAUUCUUGAAGGCUAUUCAGGGAGUGCCAGUUCAGUUUUUGAAGCUCUCUCAUCACACAAUGGGAGCUUCAUAUGGCUUUGGUAACCUCAAGGAUCCAGACAGUGAUACGUUUGCUAGUCUUGCUACAAGAGGCCUUCGCUUACUUGAUAUUUCGAAUGGCUUUAUUUUUUCACUUAAGUCCUAUGUGUUCCAGUAUCUUCCUGCUCUGGAGUGGCUUGAUCUUAACAAUAAUAAAGUAAACCAGAUUAAAAAAUCAGCAUUUUUUGGUCUCAGGAGCCUGAAAUAUCUAAACCUGUCUUAUAAUCUACUAGGUGAACUCCUGGAUAAUGUUUUUGAAGGACUUGAUAACAUAAUUUAUAUAGAUUUGAAAAAUAAUCAUAUUGGGGUGAUUUUUCAAGGCCCAUUCAAAGAUUUGCUAAAACUUCAGACACUGGAUCUCCGAGAUAAUGCCCUAAAACAAAUAGACUCACUCCCACCAAAUCUCUUGUACGCUCUGCUAAGCAGCAACCGGAUGGGGUCUGAAAUAAAUGCUAUAGAUGUUAUCUUCCUUGACUUGAGUGAAAAUAGAUUGGAAAAUCUGGGUUACCUCUACAAACUUCUCCAAUAUUCAGAUUUGCAGUAUGCAGUUUUAAGAUAUAAUCGGUUAUCUAAUUGCUUUAAAUAUAAUAAUACUAUACCUGAAAACAAUAAAUUAAUCUACUUGGAUCUGGGCAACAAUAUGUUAAGGCUUGUAUGGGAGAGCAAGUUAUGUUUGGAUGUCUUCAAAGCACUUUCCAAGCUUCAAGUCCUCCAUCUCAAUAAUAACUACCUUAGUUUCCUUCCAGAGGACAUCUUUAGUGGCCUAGUAUCACUGGAGAGACUUAACUUGUCAUCUAACCUGUUGACUUACAUUUCACAUGGCACCUUCCCUAAGACCUUGAGGAGUCUUGACUUAUCAUCAAACCAGCUGCUUUACCCUAAUCCUGACCUCUUUACCACUCUUGACUAUUUGAAUCUCACCUUUAACAGAUAUUACUGUGACUGCCCUUUAAGCAGUUUGAUUGUGUGGCUAAACCAAACCAAUGUCUCUAUAGCUGGAUCACAAAAUGAAAUGUUUUGUUUUGGACCCCCUGUUCUAGCUGGUGUUUCUCUUUAUGCACUUUCUGUAGAUGACUGUGAUGAAGACAAGAUGCUGGAGAAGCUACAGUUUGCGCUCUUUAUCUUUACCUGUGUUACUGUGACAGUGCUCUUGGGGGUGGGGGUGAUCUUUACGCGCUUUAGAGGGACUUGUUUUAUGUGGUAUAAGAUUGUGACAAGAGCAUUCUUAAAGAAUCCCCAGCCACAGUUGGAUGGAAAGGUACAUAGAUACGAUGCCUACUUAUGUUACUGCAGCACAGACUUUGAGUGGGUCCAAAAAUCUUUGAUACAGCACCUUGAUAUCCAGUACUCUGACAAAAACAGAUUUACUCUCUGUUUUGAACACAGAGAUUUCCUACCAGGGGAGGAUCAUAUAGACAACAUUCGUGAUGCCAUUUGGAAUAGUAAAAAGACUAUCUGUGUUGUGACAAAGCAGUUCCUCAAAGAUGGCUGGUGUGUAGAAGCCUUUAAUUUUGCUCAGAGUCAAUAUUUUUGUGAUCUGAAAGACGUCCUCAUUAUGGUGGUAGCGGGAUCACUUUCUCAGUAUCAGCUACUGAAAUACCAGCCAAUUAGAGUCUAUAUGCAAAGGGGUCACUACUUGAGGUGGCCUGCAGAUGACCAAGAUGUGGAGUGGUUUUUAAACACUCUCUCACAUCAAAUAUUAAAAGAGAAGACAGUUAAGAAAUCCAGGAUGCUAGAACUGCAAACUAUAACUGGUUUUUAAUUGGACAGUUGACUGGUUUAACUUUGUAUUCUUCUCCAAAGAAAAUGCCAGUUCUUCAGACACAUUGGGUUGGAUCCAGUGAUCUGUCAGCUGAUGCAAUUUUUUGCUAUUUCCCUCCUCCAAGUUCAUAUUAGCCAGCACUUUCUUACCAUGGAAAGAUGAUUCCUGGGGUUGUGGGAACCAUGUGCAUUAAUACUGUUAAAGCUGCACUUGUGGUAGGGGGGUAGUUUCUCUCCAUUCUCACUGCAACCGAUAUGAGCAAGGCAAAUCCUGCAUUGAAAUGGCUAUGUGCACACUUCUGUGAUCUUUAGUCCUUCUUUUUCACCACCAAGUGCAAAGCUACAUGUCCAGCUCUUGCUUGAUGAAAUUGGUUUCAGCCAUCCAGAAGUCUGUGUGCGAUAUAAGAGGAACCUUGUGAUUUGUUUAAUUAACAUGGCUACUGCCUUUUCAUGGGUCUGAUUAAUAUAAGCUCUUGUUUUAAAGAUGAAUAAUCAUUGGAUGUCUUAGUUGAAAAGCAAUUUCAUUACUUCUGUAGAUUUGUUACAAAUGGUAUAGGCUUUGUCUAGCCUAGAUUACAUUGGAAAGUUUAUCCCA
Heteronotia binoei (common prickly gecko) is the source of this 3395-nucleotide messenger RNA. RefSeq names its product toll-like receptor 5. The transcript is spliced from 2 exons. The record is from RefSeq and is a predicted model, not a curated record. Gene Ontology annotation, biological process: immune response; toll-like receptor signaling pathway; inflammatory response. Lineage: Eukaryota; Metazoa; Chordata; Lepidosauria; Squamata; Gekkonidae. Gene Ontology annotation, molecular function: protein binding; transmembrane signaling receptor activity. Gene Ontology annotation, cellular component: membrane. The coding region runs from base 225 to 2801 and encodes 858 amino acids.